CUCCGCCCAUCGCACCAUGGCCCUGCAGCUUCGGCUCCGCACCGUCUCCGGCCUCCGCGGCAAAGCCGACCGGAUCGCCAAGGCGGCUUUCCGAGGGCUCUCCUUCUACACCCGAGUGCUUGAAAACUGUGAGGAUGAGGCCAGAUUUGAUGAGACCUUCCGCUGGCCCGUUGCCAGCAAUAUCGAUGGGAAUGAGAUCCUGGAGAUCCAGGUGUUCAACUACAGCAAAGUCUUCACCAACAGGCUCAUUGGCACUUUCCGGAUGGUCCUGCAGAAAGUGGUGGAGGAAGGGCAGCUAGAAGUGACAGACACACUCAUAGAUGACAAUAAUUCAGCCAUUCAGACCAGCAUCUCCAUAGAGGUCAGGUACCAGGCCAUGGACGGCACGGUGGGUGCGUGGAACGACAAAGAAUUCCUGGAGAUCCCGAGCCUCCAGUCAGAGGGGGACAGCAGGUAUCCGUUAGAGACAGACAGCCUCCUCUCCAGCCACAGGCAGGGCUCGGCCAUGUCUCCGAGCAAAUCCAACCAGCAGUCUGCAGAGAGGAGCUUCAGGAGGAUGGAAGAGGACGAGAUGUAUUACCACAGUGAAGAUGAGCUUCUGGGAGAGGGGGACACUCUUAGCCAGGGAUCCCUCAACAUGAG
Messenger RNA from Struthio camelus australis, 642 nucleotides. NCBI's taxonomy places the organism in Eukaryota, Metazoa, Chordata, Aves, Struthioniformes, Struthionidae. The record is from RefSeq and is a predicted model, not a curated record.